Molecule: messenger RNA, 6778 nt
Organism: Siniperca chuatsi (mandarin fish)
Lineage: Eukaryota; Metazoa; Chordata; Actinopteri; Centrarchiformes; Sinipercidae
Gene: brd2a
Product: bromodomain containing 2a
Biological process (GO): regulation of DNA-templated transcription; chromatin remodeling
Cellular component (GO): nucleus; chromatin
Source: RefSeq, a predicted model, not a curated record
GCGCAGUGCUCCGUGUUGCAACACACACACACACACACACACACACUGAGCUCGACAGCAAGCGUCAUCUGGAGAAAACAGACAUUUCUAACCAUUUUGAGACAAACUGGGAAACUGCACACGAGCUGUAAAGGAUUAUUGCGAUCAUAAACGGAUUACAACGGAGGAAGUUUGGGGAAAUAGCGCAAUCAAUCAUACUAAAAUCGUUUUCGUCACGUGGUCAAGCUUGACCAAUCGGAGCGAGCCAAAACCAGCGGAAAGUAUGCUCUUUGUUCGGAUAUUUUGCCAACUUUAUCACCAAAUCCGAGCGUAUUACUUUGUAUAAAUCACAGGAUGUGGAUAUGGAGGGGGACGUUUUUUAUGAAAGGAUGCGCCGUGGAUGCGUUUUAUUGCGGUUUUUUUGCGGAUUGCCACGUGUUCAACUUUUGAUAAACAGUGCGUUUAGGCUUAUUUCAUCACAUGACUCCCCCUCCCCCACCAGCUCGUGAACGGGGAAGAAGGCGGACAUGUUUGAGGGAAAUGUGUUGGUUAAAAAGUAUCGAGGUGGAGGACAAGAAGAUUAUUUGAAGAAAGGUCUCGCAUUAUGUUUUUUUUAUUUUUGGGGAUUUACCAGUUUGUAUUCAUUUUAAAUUCAAGGUCUUUUUUUUUUUUUAAAUAUCGUACUUUGAAAAUAUGUAUUUCUUUGUCUUUUCUCAGCCUAAUUGAACUUCCUUUUUAACCGAAGUCCAGUUUGUGUUUUUACAGCGUAAAGUUUUCAAAACUUUAGUAAUAUAUAUAUAUAUAUAAUAUUGUAUGGAUCUAACGUUGGUGUUACUUUCCACCGUUUAUUUGAGUGACAUUGUAGGGAAUUUGUAACCUUGGUGUGGGGGAUGGGCGCAUGUGGUUAGGUAACCAUUUUGGGUGGUUGUCGAGUGAGUGUCGGUCGCUUUUUAAAGAUAAGAAUUUUGUAAAGUGACUAAUUUGAUAACUGUUGUAAUUUUAACCUUUUUUAUGUAUGUGUGUGUGUGUGUGUAUAUAUGUAGUUCUGGUUUACUCUCGUUUGUAAACUCAAAACUCAGGUAUGGUAUUUGUGUUUUCAAACCUAUAUAAAUGUUCCUUGUGAUUUACCUUUUUUUUUUUUACUUUAAUCCACGCUAUUCUGAAUGUGAUCGUCUGAUUAGUUGGGUAAAAGCAGCCUUUACUCAAAUGUAGUCUGAGCUGAGUGAGGAAAACUGCUGUGUCAUUCAGUGGAUAAUGGUAAGUUGUCUAGGUGUGGUCUUUUCAUUGUUCGUUGAAGUAAGUAGGGGCUAACUUACAGCCUCACCUUUUAUACAUUCAGUUAGAAUUGUAAGUUUGGACUUGAUCCCAGUACUACAUUGUUGUCGUUUUUUACAGUCUAUGAUUGCUGUCAGUGUUUGUGGGCCAUGGAGGCCUUGUUUGGCUGUGAGUUCUCAAAUGGUGGCCUUUUUCUGCAGCAGAUGGACGCUACUUAUUUCAGUUGUGUUUGUAAACGAAAUAUGUAGCGUUUUGUGUGUUUUGCCUUGUGUUUUACCGUACUUAUUGUAAAUAAUUCCCCUUUAAUACUCUGUGUCACUGUACUUAAAGAUGGCGGCUGUGCGCCUCUUCCGAAAGACAGAAAUGCGGAUGUUCUGGUAAGUAGAGAGCUCGUGGGGAGAGGCUCUUCAGGCGUACGCGUGACCUGGUGGAAGAACCAAUAGGCUUCUUGGUAUUUAUCCUGGAAGCCCGCGUUACAACCAUUUUGACCAAUCCCUGCCGUCGCUUUGCACACGUUGACGUAAUGUAAUAUGAUAAGGAGGAGGGUGGAUUCGGUACCUUAGCAUUUUGUACAGUUUUAUAUGGAGGAGGCAGUUACAGACGGCGUUUCUGUAAUACUGAAUAGGCUGGGCCAAUAGUAUUGUCCAAUUUCCUUGACGGACAGCAAGAACUUGCGAAUGGGUUGGGCCGAAAGAUUGCUAUUAAAGACUCAGUAGCUAGGGGUGUGGUGACUUUGACGGACAUUGCAAGCAGCGAAUAGAAAGUUAGAGGGCGUGAACAUUUUGGGGCAGUCUAUCCAAUAGGGUGAAUGGUCGAUCUAUAAAAGAACGGGUGUAGUCGCAUCGUCGCCAUUUCAACGAAGCAGAUUAAAGGAGCUCGCAGUGGCGGGGAGCGGAGAAAACUGACGAACAGAGACGGAUCCAGGUCUGAGUCUAGCUAAAAACAGAAUCCGGAUCCAUCCUGAUGGAUAUGGCUGUUAACCCGCUCCUUGACAGCUCCCAUGUCGGGGUUGAGGUUGGCAUAAUGGGAGUCACAACGAUGGACCAGGGUUCUGGCACAGCUGGAAAACGCAUCCGAAAACCUUCACUGCUCUACGAGGGCUUUGAGAGUCCUGGGAUGCCCCCCCUCAAUCAGAUGGCCUAUUCGGGACCCCCGCAGCCCCCGGUGAAAGACCCUAGCCGACAGGGGAGGAUGACCAACCAACUUCAGUUCCUACAGAAAGUCCUGCUCAAGUCUCUGUGGAGGCACCACUUUGCCUGGCCCUUCCAUGAACCUGUAGACGCAACCAAGCUCAACCUACCUGACUAUCAUAAGAUCAUCAAAACUCCAAUGGAUAUGGGCACUAUUAGGAAGAGACUAGAAAAUAACUACUACCGCAGUGCCAGUGAGUGCAUGCAGGACUUCAACACCAUGUUCACCAAUUGCUACAUUUAUAACAAGCCUACAGAUGACAUAGUAUUGAUGGCCCAGUCUCUGGAGAAGGCAUUCCUGCAGAAAGUGGCUCAGAUGCCCCAGGAGGAGGUAGAGCUGCCUCCUCCCCUUCCCCGGAGCAAACCAGGCAAACCUAGCAGAAAGGGCAGAGGUAAUGCAGUCUCUGGAGGAGUGACAACAGCUCAUCAGGUCCCAGCUGUCUCCCAGUCAGCGUACUCACCACCCACCCCGGAAACACCUGACUCCAUCCUCUCACCCCCACAGACACUUUUGACCAAGAACCUGCCCCCUUCCCUUUCAACUGAACAAAGUAUACCUACCAUUACGGGUCUGCCUCCCACACAGCCCACCACUAAGAAAAAAGGUGUGAAGAGGAAAGCAGACACAACCACCCCAACCACUGUAGCCAUGCCCAUCAUGAGCACCAUGGGCGUCAGCGGCAUCAGCCUGGGGAUGGGCGGUGGGCAUGACUCCCCGCUCACCCUCACUUCUCUGGGGGUGGACCACAACUCCAGCCUGGGGAUGAACCAAGGCCUCAGCCUCAGCCAGGGCAUGGGGAUGGGUAUGGGCAUGGGUAUGGGCUGUGGAACAGUGAUGAUGGGUACCAAAUCUGCAGGGGGGGGCAGGAGAGGAGUGAGUGGACGACCUAUCAAGCCGCCCAAGAAGGAUUUACCAGAUUCCAUGCUACCACCGCCGGUGCGCCGCAGCAAGCUGAGCCCCCAGCUGCGCUACUGCAAUGGGGUCCUGAAGGAGCUGCUGUCAAAGAAGCACGCGGCGUACGCCUGGCCGUUCUACAAGCCUGUCGAUGCCUCGUCACUCGGUCUUCAUGACUACCAUGACAUCAUUAAGCAGCCCAUGGACCUCAGCACCAUCAAGCGGAAGAUGGACAGCAGAGAGUAUCGUGACUCCCAGCAGUUCUCUGCUGAUGUUAGACUGAUGUUCUCCAACUGUUACAAGUACAACCCCCCUGAUCAUGAUGUGGUGGCCAUGGCCAGAAAACUGCAGGAUGUCUUUGAGUUCUGCUUUGCUAAGAUGCCAGACGAGCCUCCAGCACCCCCUAGCUCCUCAUCUUCCUCCUCCUCCUCUUCGUCGUCAUCUGAGAGUGAGCUCAGCAGUGAAAGUGAGGAGAGCGAGAGCAGCCCCAGCUCUGACUCUGAGGAGGAGAGGGCAAACCGGCUGGCAGAGCUGCAGGAACAGCUAAAAGCCGUACACGAGCAGCUCACGGCACUCUCCCAGGGCCCCAUCGUCAAACCCAAGAAAAAGAAAGAGAAGAAGGACAAGAAAAAGAAGAAAAAGGUAGAAAAAGAGAAGCAUCGGAAGAUAGAGGAAGAGCUGCCACCUAUUAAACCGGCCAAGGCCCCCAAGAUCACCAAAACUCCAAAACCCAAGAGCAACCGAGGAACGGCCUGUCCUGUAAUGCCGAUUAAGAAGGCACCGAGCAAGAAAAACAACAAGAGCAAAUCCAAAAAGGGCGGCAUGACGUUUAGCAUGCCUCCGCCGGUCCACGAUCCCAUAGUGAGUCAUUUUGACUCGGAUGAAGAGGAGGAGACGGCACCCAUGUCAUAUGACGAGAAGCGUCAACUCAGCCUGGACAUUAACAAGCUGCCCGGUGAGAAGCUGGGCCGUGUUGUUUACAUCAUCCAGUCCCGCGAGCCCUCCCUCAGAGACACCAACCCAGAGGAGAUCGAGAUAGACUUUGAGACAUUGAAGCCAUCAACACUGCGGGAGCUGGAGAGAUAUGUCAUGACGUGCCUGAGGAAGAAACCUCGAAAGCCAUAUGCAAGUAAAAACAACAUUGCUGGCAAGUCCCGGGAAGAGCUCGCUCUGGAGAAACAAAUGGAGCUGGAGAGAAGGCUGAUUGACGUCAGUGGUCAGCUCAACUCUGGAAAGAAGCCUCCUAAGACCAAACCAGAGAAACCUGCAACAGAGCCGCACACGCAGCCGUCGCGUCUCAGUGCUAGCAGCUCCUCCUCAGACUCCUCUUCGUCAUCCUCUUCAUCAUCAUCCUCAGACACAAGCGACUCAGACUCCGGCUGAGAGGCAGAGAGUUUCCAUAUGAAAGGGUCAUGUGAGGGACCCUUGGUGUGUUGCUUUCCCACCGAGUGGACUGAACUGUAGUAGAGCUACUGACGAUGGAGCCGCAGGACGGAUCAGACGAGACCAGAGCUAGGCAGAACUGGUCCGACUCGACUCGAAGUGUCAAACCAAGAAAGAGAGAGAUGGGGCUUUCUCCUUUGCUCAGCUCAUUCAUCCGAUCCUGUCCUGGACGCAGAAACGUUGAGGAUGGGUGAAUGGAAGGAAAGAAGGGGACUCAUUGUAAAAUCCUGCUGUUCUCUGGAGAACUGGCCUUGUUGGGCAGAGCGGGGGAUGAUCCAUCUCCUGGGGAAAAAAGGAGAAGAGUGCCGCAUGCGUUGGAGGGAUAAGGGUGCUAGAGCCAGAAUCUGUCUUAUUUCUGGAGAUAAUUUCCCUUCUUCCCGUGCUCCCUGUCUUUAUGCUGUAUAGAUAAGGUGUACAGUUAUAUAAAUAUCUAUUUUUCUUUUAUAAAGAAGCAUUUUAUGGAGCUAAUUUAUUCCCUCAUUCUGGGAAAGAUGAACUGGUGUGGGCGGAGUUGUUUUAGUUUUUGUUUAAUUUUUUUUCUUGAGUGACAGAAGGUAGAGGGGAAACGUGUGUGUGUGUGUGUGUGUGUAUGUAUGUGUGUGUGUGUAUGUAUGUAUGUGUGUAUGCCUGCAUGAAUGUGUCACAUAUGUGUUUGCAUGCACACGUGCGAGUGCGAGAUCCGGCACCACAAGUGCAGCCUUGUGAAGUUCUCAUAGUUUUGACGCAGGCGUUGAAAAUCAGUCUGCACGCAGAAGCACCUUGGUUCAGUAGAAUGCAUGCAAUACAGAGGAGCUGACAAACAUCUGCAUACUUAUGUACUACUUUACUGCAUCCUUGUGUACUCAUGUACUUGUUUGAAAGGGUUGGCCACUGUACAGAAAUAUGACAUAGUUACACAUCAGUUUAUACAUAAAUAUUUCUGUUCCCAUGUGUGCUGUCUAUUAUUAUUUUUUCAUCCAUGUCUCUGUAAACGUGUUGCUUUUUUCUUCUUGUGACCAAUCUGCUAAUAAAUUGUGAGGACGUGUCUUGUCCACUCACCUGUGCCCAAAUAACAUCUUGGUUCUUUUGAUUUAUUUUGGUGUUCAGGUCUGUUUGACUCGAGGCACAAAACAUCUGACUAGACUUGAGUAUUUGAAGUUGCAAGAAGAAGUUUUUGCUGGUUCUUACAUUUUAAUAUUUUAUUCAAGUAGGUGAAGCAUUUUGGGUUGAUUUCCCAUGGGCCAUCACUUCUUAACACCAUGGUGUCACAAAAGCAAAUGCUUUGUCUUUGAAACAAUUUGGCCUUUGAGAUCUAUGGCAGCUGAAAGUUUUAUUUUCUGUAUUAACUGAGUUUUGUUUAAGUUUACUUAUUUGUGUGAUUUUUAAAAACAUUAGUAAUACCAGGUUGGGAAGUUUGGCAGGUAAGAAAAGCAAUGUGUUGGUGAAAACAUGGAAGUGGCUUUUAACAUUUUGGGAUCCAGCAGCCAGUUUAACCAGUAAACAAAAGAGAUGGUUUAAUGUUGUGAGUAAUAACAAUGCACUGUUUGUUUGGUGGUACUACUAAACAAUUUUGUCAUUUUUAGGUAAAGUGUGUAUCAUUUCUGUUCUUUUAAAAUCACCUAUGGCUUGAGAUUGGAGUAUUGUAUGUUUGAAACUAAUUAUUUAUUUAGAAGGAAUUUGAAUGGAGAUACUUUUUUUUUUUUUUUUCAUAAUACUGAAAGUAAUCAAAAGCUUUUUAAUCGAAGUCUGCUCUAUGAAAUAUGCACAGAUUAACUGUCAGGAUUGUAGAAGUGUACAUAUUUUACAGUCUCAAUCUUUGAGCAUGUUUUUGUUUUUCCUUCAGUAACUUAGUCAAGCUUUUUCUUUGUCUCUCGGGCUACUGUUCUAAAACAAAAUACUCCAGAGUUGUCAGUCUUAACUUUUCUGAAGUUUGUCAGAAAUGUAAAUGCCUCUGUACUUGACUCCAUCAUUUCAUCUGAACAUCUGUACAUAAAUAAACUGAGACAUGUUCAUCUUU